Messenger RNA from Phacochoerus africanus (Common warthog), 615 nucleotides. It is a transcript of the gene C11H11orf71, whose product is annotated as chromosome 11 C11orf71 homolog. Gene Ontology annotation, cellular component: nucleus. The transcript has a single exon. The coding region runs from base 178 to 555 and encodes 125 amino acids. Lineage: Eukaryota; Metazoa; Chordata; Mammalia; Artiodactyla; Suidae. The record is from RefSeq and is a predicted model, not a curated record.
GCUCGCGAGAAGAGCGCUUGGUAGAGGCAGUUUCUUGAUCAGCCGCUCCAGUGAUGGCUUCCGGCGCGGUCAGACUCCGCGGGCAGGACCGGCUGGACUGAUCUGCGGAGUCGCGAGGGCGCGAGGGCCUGCCCUGACCGAGGGACGUAACGCAAAUACUGCAGGCAGUGUUUGAAAAUGGCCCUGUCCUCCGGCGAUCAAAGGAGCAGGAGUGGCUACUAUUCUUUCCACGGAGACCUCAGCUCGGCGGCCUUAGCUUUGGCGAUGGUCUCUGGGGACAGCUUCCUCGUUACCAGGCCUGAGGCUAUUCUUCCAGAACUUCCUCGGCCGGCUAUGCGGAUAAACGCCCGGACCGAGAGCCGUCGGGCACCUACUGGUGGCCAGAGCCCUGCCCGCUUUAUAAAGGGCCGGGAACCUGAUGGGCGGAGCCGGAGCCGGCAGGCCAGAUUCUCACCGUACCCUGUCCCUGAGGUGAAACUCGACCUCCUGAGAAGUGUCCUGCAACAACGUCUGGUGGCACUUGGAGGUGUUAUCGCUGCCCGUCUCUCGGCCUAAGACGAACACCUCCCUCCGCCCCCCCAAUUAGCUUGUGAACAAGGCUUCUCUCAAAUCCUU